CCCCGAAAAUAAGUCCAAGUGCUUAUUUCAGGGGUCAAAAGAAAAUAGGACCCUGUCUUAUUUUCAGGGAAACGCAGUAAUCCUUGUGUUUCAGAUGGUAAGCUUGGAAGAUAUUGCUAUGAGAUCCAGUUGUUUGGAAUGUGCUUAACAUGACUUAGCAUUUUAUGAUUUCAAUGCUAGUCUAAAUGGCCAGUUGAGUAUAUAUGAAUCAUUUGAACAAGACGAUUUAUCUUAAACAUCCUUUACUGUUCUCUUCAUUUCCUAGCUUUUUUUUUUUUUUUUUUUUUGCACAGCAGUAUGAUGCUAUGGUCUUUGCAGUUAUAAGGAAUAAUGCCUGCAAAAAGAAAGAAGUACAUUGAAAGCUGGAAAAGAUGAAACAACUGAAAAGGAAAAGGAAAAGCAAUUUCAGUGUUCAGGAGACCCAAACAUUACUUAAAGAAAUCCGAAAAAGAAGAGAGGUGCUUUUUUCCAAACAGCUAAAUACAACUAUUAACGAGAUGAAGCGGAAGGCUUGGGAAGAAAUUGCAGAAUGUGUGAAUGCUGUAGGUGAAGGAGAACAAAGGACUGGGACAGAAGUCAAAAGGCGAUACCUUGACUGGAGGGCCCUUAUGAAACGAAAGCGACUGAAUACUAACAUAAAGUUGGUUGGAGCUGGCUUUCAUCUCCCUUCAUCUGAUCUGGAUGAUUCUCUCAAUGAAGAUAUUGAUGAGAAAAUAGGUUUUCCCAAUGAAUCUAAUUUUGAAUGGCAAAAUAUCACAGACUUCAGAGAAGCAGGGGGAUCAUUAACUGAAGUGAAAGUAGAAGAAGAAGAGGAAGAUCCACAAAGUUUUGAAUUUCCUAUUGAGGAAGAAGAGGAGAUUUUGUCCUCGGUUUUGCCCGAUUCCAAAAAGGAAAGUGACCUUCCCGAUUUCACCCAUAUUGAAGAAUUUGGAAAUCUAAGUUCUGCUCAAGCUAGACUGGCUUAUGAAGAUUCCCACUUGCUGAUUAGCUUGGAGAAGCAGAAGCUAGAGCUGGAAAAACAACGCCUGGAUAUUGAAGCGGAACGACUGCAAGUUGAGAAGGAGCGUCUGCACAUUGAAAAGGAGCGGUUGAGGCACAUUGAUCUGGAACAUGAGAGGCUUCAGCUGGAAAAAGAGCGGCUACAAAUUGAGCGGGAGAAACUGAGGCUUGAAGCUCAGCAUGGUGAAAAACCUAUCUUGGAGAAUGAUCCAAACCAGGCAGAAAAGCCUGUCCUACAACCUUUGGAUUUAGAAACAGAAAAACUGAAAAUUGAGAAAGAGCGUUUGCAGCUUGAAAAGGAAAGGCUGCAAUUCCUGAAGUUUGAAUCAGAAAAGCUGCAAAUUGAAAAAGAACGCUUGCAAGUGGAGAAAGAACGGCUUCGAAUUCAGAGAGAAGGGCAUUUGCAGUGAACUUGGAAGAAAUCAUUACCAACAUUGUGUUCUGUUGUUUGUACUUUAAAAAAAAUCAGAAUUGUAUUUUGGUUUUAUUAAAAGUGUUGAAUAGUC
Messenger RNA from Thamnophis elegans (Western terrestrial garter snake), 1505 nucleotides. RefSeq names its product Myb/SANT DNA binding domain containing 4 with coiled-coils (gene MSANTD4). The record is from RefSeq and is a predicted model, not a curated record. Lineage: Eukaryota; Metazoa; Chordata; Lepidosauria; Squamata; Natricidae. The coding region runs from base 372 to 1409 and encodes 345 amino acids. The transcript has 3 exons.